This is a messenger RNA of Corylus avellana, 1678 nucleotides long. RefSeq names its product cell division cycle 20.2, cofactor of APC complex. Gene Ontology annotation, molecular function: anaphase-promoting complex binding; ubiquitin ligase activator activity; protein binding. The record is from RefSeq and is a predicted model, not a curated record. Gene Ontology annotation, biological process: positive regulation of anaphase-promoting complex-dependent catabolic process; anaphase-promoting complex-dependent catabolic process; positive regulation of ubiquitin protein ligase activity. Lineage: Eukaryota; Viridiplantae; Streptophyta; Magnoliopsida; Fagales; Betulaceae. Gene Ontology annotation, cellular component: anaphase-promoting complex.
UGUGUUUCUCUCUCUCUCUCUCUCUCUCUCUCUCUGUUUCCCGCUCUCUCUCUGUUUCUUGCUCUCUCUGCGAUCAAACCAAUCUCGCUCCGUGUCUCUCUGCGAUCCAAGGGAUGUGGAUGCCGAGAUCUAGAGGUUCCUCUCUCCGUUCCGUUAUCCUUGCUGCAGGAUCUACGGAUUCUCUGGAACAAUACUACCAAAAAAUUAAUUCUCGGGAAAACUUGGAUAGGUUCGUCCCCAAUCGGUCGGCCACGGACUUUGACAUGCUCACCCAGAGGAAGAGAAAAGGCAAAGGCAAAGAGAACCACGGUGCCAUCUCUCCCGCCAGAGAGGCCUAUCGGGACAAACUUGCUGACGCCUGCAACAUGAACAGAAGGAUAUUGGCGUUCAAGAACAAGUCCUCCACACCAGUCGGCCCAUUCCCGCAGGACUUGCUUUCAUCGCCUACCAAGCCCUUGCGACGCAUUCCUCAGAGACCGGAGAGGAUGUUAGAUGCGGUUGAAAUGGUGGAUGACUUCAACUUGAAUUUAUUAGACUGGGGUAGCACCAAUGUCCUUGCCAUUGCUCUUGGAAACACUGUAUGGCUCUGGGAUGCAUCUAAUUGUUCUAACUCAGAACUUGUGACAAUUGAUGAUGAAGACGGCCCUGUAACAAGUGUCAAUUGGGCUCCUGAUGGCCGCCAAAUCGCCAUUGGCUUAAAUAAUUCCCACGUCCAGCUGUGGGAUUCUUUUGCUAAGAGACAGAUAAGAACAUUCAAAGACGAUCACACACAAAGAGUUGGUUCGCUGGCUUGGAACAAUCACAUCCUUACAUCAGGGGGAAUGGAUGGUAAAAUCAUCAACAGGGAUGUGAGGGCGAAAUCCCCCACUGUCAAAACCUACAUGGGCCACCAACUGGAGGUCUGUGGACUAAAAUGGUCAGACUCAGGCCGGCGAUUGGCUAGUGGAGGGAGUGAUAAUCUUGUCUAUAUAUGGGAUAGGUCUUUGGCCUCUUCUAGUGCUCGAAGACAAUGGCUUCACAAGCUUGAGGAUCACACAGCUCCAGUCAGGGCCCUUGCUUGGUGUCCAUUUCAGAGUAGUUUACUAGUCUCUGGUGGAGGUUUGGGUGAUGAGUGCAUCAAAUUCUGGGACACCUCCACGGGAGCGUGCGAGAACUCAGUUGACACGGGGUCAGAGGUGUGUGCUUUGCUAUGGAACACGAAUGAGGAAGAAUUACUCAGCUCUCAUGGUUAUGAUGAGUAUCAGCUCACUCUUUGGAAAUACCCAUCGAUGAAGAAGUUGGCAAAGCUCACUGGACAUCACUCCAGCGUCCUUUACAUGGCACAGAGUCCUAAUGGUUGCACAGUGGCAUCUGCGGCUGGGGAUGAAGCUCUGGUACUUUGGAAUGUGUUUGGGACCCCAGGGGUGAGGAAACCUGCAACAAAGCCGUUUGCUCUGGCAAGUUGCAUCCGAUGAAGAUCCUUAGCAAGUGGUCAAAGUGUUUUUGACUUGCUUUGAAGAAGAGAAAAUAGUAGCACGAUGAAUAUGAAUAUACGUAGAGUAGAGUAGAUAGAUGAUAGAAAUUUAUAGUCACACUCACACGGAUGUAUAGUUUAUAGGGUCAAUUCUUUUGCAUUUUGUAUUCACUAAUUCAUUGCUUCAUUCAAAUUUUGAAGUAUUAAUUUCUUUGAAAUGUAAAU